Messenger RNA from Podarcis lilfordi (Lilford's wall lizard), 11735 nucleotides. NCBI's taxonomy places the organism in Eukaryota, Metazoa, Chordata, Lepidosauria, Squamata, Lacertidae. The record is from the annotation of a GenBank genome assembly.
ACACAGAAGCAGCCAAGCCUCUCCUGCUCCUGGUGUGUUCCUUCCCGGCAGAAGUACAGGCAAGCCGUCAUCCGGCAUCUCGAGAGGAGGAGGAAAAAAAAGUGGGAGGAGGUCCAGCGCAAAGAGAUUCAAAGGCUUUUGAAGGAUGAGCUCAGAACGAAGUAAGUAGAACUUUGGUCAGCCCGUUCUAGGCGCCUGGCGCAGAGGUCGAGCGAGCUGGUAAGUUGCACGCUUUGGGACAAGCGCAGCUGGAUUUUGUUAUUUAUAAGGAGGGUAAAUCUAUUUAGCUGCUCCCUGUUUCAUACAUUUGUGGGGCGGCGGAUGGGAAAGGAGGAAGGGUCUCAGGUUUAGCAGAAGAGUUCUCUCCCAACCCCCCAACUCUGCGUUACGCCCAAAAUAGCAGAUUUUCUUAUGGAAAGGAUGGUGGGCUGUUAGGUUUAAAGUGGUUAAGGUAAAACCAGCUUGGAGAGAUUUUUGAAGGCUAAUAAACCUUGGGCUUGUUCGUUUGUUUAGGUCUUUUCUCUGAGCAAGGGGCUGAUUCCUGUUUUUAGUCUUAAAGGGGCAGGGAGACUACUCUUUCGCUCAGAUUUCCCAGCCUCCCUAUUUAAUCCACGAGCUCCAGAAGGAAAGCCAAGUUCUUUCAAAAGUUAUUCUCGGUUAUAUUUCGUAUCGUUCCUCAAACGAGCUCGAAGGAGACACUUUUUAAGUUUCACAAGAGGUCCCUGUGACUUUUAGGAAAGGCUGAACAGCGUUAACCUCUGGAACUGCCUGCCGCAUGAUUCCCUGAUCUUCACACUACUUUAGCAGUCCUUUUCGGGGUCUUGAAUUUGCUUUCUAAUUUACUUUCAAGUCUGCGAGUGGAGCUCUCGAUCUCCCGGCAGAUUGCAAUAAAAACCGGCCAGGAUUCACUCCGGGUUGCUUUAGCAAACAAACGACGGCAGCAAAACCCCACCCUAAAUUGCACUGCAGAGCUGGGUCUUUGCGUGGAGGACUGCGAGCGCGGUUUAGUUUUGGUACUCGAAACAACUUCCAGGGGUGAGAGUUAAAUUCUCAAGGUGCCUUCUUUUCCACCCGGCUCAGACUACUUAUUGAAAACACAAGGACGCACACACCCCUCCGCACCCUCGCAAGCCUGAAGUCCGCCGCCUCUAGUAGCUAAAAAGUGAUUUGCCACGGGCCACCCAAUCGAGCCGAAACCACGCCCCGCGCGCAGGCGCGUCUCGGGGGCUGCCGCUUCCACGCCGCUUUUUAAAGCAAAGGGCGGCGGGCCAGAAACUUCGGAAUCGGGAUGUGUAUAAGAGAUAGUUUGAUCUUCUGGGUGGGGUUGGGUCCCCCCCGCGACUCUUCCCAUCUCUAACCCUUAACAGGAGCAUAAACUAACGCGCCCAGUUCUGUUUUACGCUCGAGUAGGGACUUUUGGAUUUUUUCCCACGCAUCCUAAAUGUGUGGAGGGGGGGAUUUAAGACUUCUCCAUGGGGCGGCGGCUUCUUAUUUGAGAAAAUAACUAGUGUAUGCGCGAAUUGCCAGACCCGCCUCCCCCACUAAUGAAUUUAUUUGCAAAAAAUAAAAAGCCGCCAAAAUGGACUGAGCAAGGAGAUGAUUUACUGCGAGGAGAAGGGAGAACAAAAAAUUCGGCAAAAUUACCCGCUGUGGCCCGGCAGCAACACGUGGAAGCGGGAGUGCUUUAGCUACUUUCUCCGCCUGCCGGAAGAUGAACGUGACCAAGGGGAGAUCCCUCCAAAGGAACAAGAUCCCUUCCUUUACACCUCUCUCCUAUUUGUGCGUAAUCAGCCGGUAGAGCAUGAGACGCUUGAUCUCGGGGUUGUGGGUGCGAGCCCCACGUUGGGCCAAAGAUUCUGCGUUGCAUGGGGUUGGACUAGAUGACCCUGGUGGUCCCCUCCAGCUGUACAAUUCUAUGAUCUAAAUACUGUACAGGACUUCUCCCUCUCCUCCUUGCCUAGUGUGGACCAGCGCUUUGGGGACCGAACUCCAGUUAGAAUGUAGGUUUGCGUUUUAAUAUUCUUGGAAGUAUCAACCCAUAUUGGGCAGAAUACUUGCUGUAUCAUGCUAGGCCAGCCAGCAAAAGCCUUUCCUUUUGUGUCUCUUAAGGUAAAGGUAAAGGGACCCCUGACCAUUAGGUUCAGUCUUGACCGACUCUGGGGUUGCGGCGCUCAUCUCGCUUUAUUGGCCGAGGGAGCCGGCGUACAGCUUCCGGGUCAUGUGGCUAGCAUGACUAAGCCGCUUCUGAACCAGAGCAGCACAUGGAAAUGCCGUUUACCUUCCCACCUAUUUAUCUACUUGCACUUUGAUGUGCUUUCAAACUGCUAGGUUGGCAGGAGCAGGGACCGAGCAACGGGAGCUCACCCCGUCGCGGGGAUUCGAACCGCCGACCUUCUGAUUGGCAAGUCCUAGGCUCUGUGGUUUAACCCACAGCACCACCCGCGUCCCACUUUGUGUCUCUUACUAUUGAUUAAAUUGAAAGCUUAAAAUACAGGCCAGGGGGCUUGGAACUUCUCUGAGGGCCAUGUUGGCACAGCCUUCCAUCUUCCUUGUAGCUAUGGCUCUGAGAUGAGUAGUACAUCUAGCUCCCCAGUUUUGUAACUGAAAGUGGGUGAGUGACCCUUGGAUUAAAGAUGGAAAAUGAGUGUAAAUUUAUAUUAUUUUUUAAAAACCCAUGUGUUUCUAAAUCAUGCUUUUCCUGAACUUCUUUGAAAGGUAUUCCUUCCUGUCAUGUAGGAAGAUGAAAUGCCCUUAAAAGUGGGAGUGGGAGUGGGAGUGGGAGCCUGGGAGAUCUGACCUGCAGGAUGCAGCCCACUGGGAAGUUCUCUUGUACAACCUCAUGGAGCCAGUGAUACUAGUGCUGGAUUAAUUUAUAUCAGUGAAACUAUUCUUCCAUUGUUCCACUGACUAUAUGACCUCAUUCAUUCUCUCUCUCCCUCCUCCAGGUGUUAUUUUGCCCCUGAUCAGCAUUGCACUGUGGGGAUUGAUGUGCUCAGCUACACCCCUGCCAGAGACUUCCGGGUACCCAGACUCCGUCCUUGACAAUUUGGAAUUUGUGCUUAGAAUUAGGAAGGAUGUUGCUAAAAUGAAGAAUGAUCUGGUGAGUUGUUGCGAGCAGAAGAGGAAAAUGCUGGGCAAGGAAUAUUGCAGAGAUGAAGGUGUACAGUUUGUCUAGAGCAGCCUUUUUCAACUUGGUGCCCUCUGGGUGUUUUGGAACUACAAAUCCCAUCAGCCCCAUCCAAGUGUGGUCAGGGGUGAUGGGUGCUGUAGCCGAACAACACUCAAAACCCAACAGGUUGGAUUAGGCUGCUCACGAUCAAAGCCUAAAUCCACAGCUUAUGCACACUGGCAGAAGCUGUAGGUUUAGGCAGCUAUCUAAAAGGGAUGUCUUGGUCAAUGAUACAAAAAACUUCCAGAGAAAUCCUGAAGGACCAAUUCCAGUUCUCGAUAUUACCCACCUUUUAAAAAUGUGUCAACUCCUUGAAACUACCGCUGUGAAUCUCAAAAGUACAAAUAUCGACUGAUGAUCCCCCCCAAAUAUUGUGCCAGGAUGGGUUUGAGCAAAAGGUGGAGCCCAGUCCUGAAAAACUGCCUAAUUUAUCCUGUAUAUAACACACCUCCCCAGUAACAUAACAACUUGGAAAGUGAUUAUGCCCUGACAGUUAUUAUUUUGCAGCUCUUGGCUUUGAACCACUGUAAACUCCAGUACAAAUAACUUAUUCCCAUCGAGCUGAGUUCUCGGAUAAACAAAAUAGUUGGCAAGUUGUUCUGGUACGGGACUCCGUUCCCGGCAUUUCCUUGAAAUUGCAGCUUGCCCCGGAGACUUAACCUCAUAGAGAGCGUAGCUUUCUCCCUUCUAGCGUUGUGGAAGUCUCUCCUGGCCCUGGCCCCAUUUAAUCUGAACAAAUGGCAUUGAUCCUACCUUUCCCAGCAUUUGUGAGGUUGUGCCAACCUGGAAAGGUCACCUUCCCUCAGUGACAAAAGGAUAAAAAUUGUUUGCAGACAGUGAAUAAAGCUUUGGCAUUCUCGUUGGCUUCCCUCAGAGGGCGGAGGGGCUAGUUUGACUAGAUCUGUCAAAUUAUCGUAAAAAUGCAUUUAAUCCUCCUCUUAUCCAAGCCUAACUUAAACCGGAAGAAAAAUCACGCUGUGAUGAAUGCCAAUAUUUGCUGCUCAGUCUGCCACCCUUUGGCUAGAAUCAGAUUCUUUGGUUUGGGUUUUGGGUGUGUGACAUUUGUGUGUUGGUGCUUUCAGUAGUUUCAGUGUGGCAUAAUUUACUCCAAUUUUGUUAUGAAAAAAGGCAGAGGUUUCUGCAGGUCUCUUUCCAAACACUAGAAAUAGUAUUCAUCAGUCUCUUCCUCUGACUUCUGAGAGUUCAUGCACUUGAGAGCAUAACUUAGCUUCCUAUCAUAAGGACUGGAAACUUGGUGGUUUGCAAACGCUGCCCUCAUAAGUUAUAACCAUUCUGCACUACUGUAGUGUUCCUAUAGAAUUCACACCUCUCUUUAUUCUAUGAAAUAAUUUACUGCUGCAUUCCAAGUGAUCCCAUAGAUGUUGAUCUGUCUAUUGACAUGUAGUCCUUUACUAUGGACUCCUUAUUCAAGUGAAGGCACUAAAUAACAGGGCACAUUAGGUUCUUGUGAGAGCAGGGCAGAGACAAGAUCUUGCAUUAACAGAAUGAGUAGAUAAGGUUUCUGUACUCUUACGAACUACAAGGCUGGGUGGUGGGCAGCAAGUAUUGGGGAGCCCUUGCCUUCCUGGUAGUAUCACCAAUUCCUUUUUAAAGUACUGUAAAAUAGACAGGUGGUGGGAGCUCAUGGGGUUGCCAGUAGGGAGCAAGCAAGCUAUAUAUCUAUAUUGGCUACUGGGGCCUUUGUCUCUUCUGACCUCAACUCCUUGUUUCUCCCUCCGCCUGCUGCCCACAGCGUAAAGAAUUCAGGCUUGGCAGUGACAACGAACUGCAACUGGUGCAGGAAAUCCUGCGCAUUGAGCAAGUUGAUUAUUCCCAUUGUCGGAAAGACCUCUGUAACAAGGUAUGUAGAAGCCACCGUCCGGUAACAAGCCCUAAGCAGUUAUAUUUCCCGUUCCUGUUAACGUGCAAUUAUAUUUCCCGCCUGUUCCCACUGCCCCAGAAAGUUCCAGGUGGGAAAACAACAACAAUUCAAUAAGGUAGGAGGGAGCUUUGCAAUAUCUGUUUACAAAUAAUGCAGGCAGCAACAGGUGGAAGGAAGCCAGAACCAAAAGGAGUGUUGGGUCCUCAAAGAAGUGAGCGAGCGGCUUCCUGCCUGCCUACCAGCUUUGGAAACUUCUUGCCAGGCUCCACACCUCCAGCUUCUUCCCACAUUUAUUUCUCAUGCCCGCUAAGAGAAACAGCAAGUGUCUGUCAUUUCACCAUUUUUCUUUUAGCUAUAAAGCUGUAGGGAAAUGCUUAGAGAACUGAGGCCAUUUCAUUUGGGGGACAAAAUGAUAGCACAGCUAUAACAUGGACAAUGGCCAGUUUGUGACACCCUCUGUGAGCCCCAUCCUUGAGUGAGCCUGCCUCCUCGUUGCAAUAGGUCUAGGGGGCUCUUGCUAAUGCCCCCCACCUUGCUUUGGGUGUGGUCCUUCAGCAAAUGCCUGACUGUGCCUCCAAUGCAAGGAGAUGUGUGUGUGGAUGAGCAGGGUCUGUGGCAAUAAUUCUAUGUGUUUUGCAUGCCUUACCCUUUAUUCAUGUCAAAAUCUUGGUUAAGAUUGGCAGUCCACGCCGGAUGUAGUAGUUGCCUGGCCGACUGCCAAAAAUACACUUUUGAGGGUUAAGGGGGAAUUCCUGUUGGUAACCAAACCAGAUGUCAUCCAUUUCCCCUGGUGCUGCAAUCGUGACUCGGCGCGUUUGCAGGUUAAGCAAUGAGCCAGCAAAGUAAAGGAUUCUGAGUGGAUAAGAUUAGUUAUGUACUUAACAGAAGGGCUUGCUCAUGAGAAACAGAAGGAUCUGCCUUUUCUGAUUGCGAAAGGGUGGGGUUGGUGGGAACAUAACUUUAGAAGAGGAAAGAAUCUCAGGGGCAUCUGGACAGCCACGUGAAAAACUGUAGCAUUAUGAUUUCCAGGGGGUAGCUCUGUUUGUUGGAAGCAGUAAAGGGAGUUUUAUGGCACACUUAAAAUACGCUGUACUUUACUGAUUUUGGACAAAAUGGUUGUUAUGUGGAGGGGAAGCUUUUUAGGUGUAUUAAGAUGGCAAGCUAGUCAUGAUGCUUUGCCAGGGUGGGGGCUCCUUCUCAUUCUGAGCGUAGCACUGGACCUCUGCCCCCAAAGUCCAGCCCUGAUGGCUUCGCUGCAUUUAUAAUGGCGCAAGCUUUUGUGGAUUAGAGCCCACUGCACCAGAAUAUCUAGCAUUAGUAUGUUCACUGAUAUAUUGGACAACUUUAUUACAAAGCAACUAGGAGCAUUUUUUCUCCACUGGGCUACUGACUUAUAGUGAUGACUUCCCUCGCCACCCACACAAUAAAAUUGCUGGUUAUAGGUGCAAUCUUAGUUUUACACACACACACACACACACACACACACACACACACACACACAUCGCUCUUCCAAAAUUAAUGCCUAUGUGCCACAUGGAUUCUGUUUAUAUUCAAUCCAUGCUUUCUCUUUAGAACUACAUAUGCACAUUCAGUUGAGCAUGGACUAUGAAAUUGGCAGCAAUCAGCAAAUUAAAACAAAUUACACUUUAAGGCUGGCUGUUAAAAAUCACUAAGGCUAAUAUGUAUCUAAUCUAGAAGCCCUGCCCACUCAUUACAAAGUUUGGUUAUAGUUAACCAGUGGCAAAGGAAGAAGACUCCAUACAUGCUCAAAUACCCAAAUACUCUUCCCUGGGUCCCCUCCUAGCGCUCAAAAUGAGUUCUGAGGCUGAUCACUCAAAUGAGGUUUGGUGAGGGGGUACCCUUUUCCAGGGGAUAUUCGGGCACACCUCUGUAACAUGUUGUGUAUUCAACUUCUCAAGAAGAGAGGAAUAUUACCAAAUAGCCAAUAAGAUAAGAGCAUGCAGAGAGAAAAAAUCCCCUUCAUGUUUUCUUAGCACACAGCAAAUAUUUCUUAACAAUCUUAUUGCUGCCGACCUGCUUGGCGAAAGCUUGAGCAAUAACAUAGAUGUUGGACUCUAUUCCUUUGUACGUAAGGAAUGUCAAUGUCUUGGCUUGCCUACUAUGGGAAAACUUUUUCUCCUCUUGCCACUUCUUCUGAGGAACCCUCUUAAUUUUCCCACCUUAAGUUAAUAUUUAAACCUGUAGCCUUUUUCCGCUUUGUUCUCUGGCAGGGGAAACUGAGCCUUCUCCUUUAUACCAACUUGAACUGUUCAUUUGUUCUUCUGCUCUCUCUCUCUCCACCACAUAUGAUCAAACUGAGCCACUUCUAAUAUCUCAUCUCACAUGGUUUUACUUAUACUCACAACACACCCUAAAUUGGGUUGCUGUGUAUAGUGUUUUAAGAGUUUAAACUGGUUUGAGAGGCAUUGCUUUCAGUGAUCCACAUCAGGUGUGAAGAAAUUUGUGUCCCUACUGAAAUACAGCUCCCAUCAUCUCUGGCCAUUGGCUGUGUUUGCUCUGGUUCAUGGGAAUUGUAGUUCCAUAAAAGAUCCUCAUCAGUCUACCUGGAAGCACAUUUCUGCCUUGCUGUAAUGAUCUUGCUCUGUUGUUGCAAAAAUGGAUUGACUGUAUCUUAACUGCCCUGAGAUUGAAUGUCCUAAAUAAUUUAAACAAGCCCCCUUUUUAAAAUACUGUCUACACUCUGGAUGUGAAAAAUGGUGGUCUCCAGCCUAAAUGGGAACCAGGAAAAGUUGUGUGUGCGAGCGAGAGAGAUCUAUCCAGACAAAAGCUGUAACCCUUCUUCCCCACACUUAAAUCUUGUUCUUGCAGGAGGAUUGCUUCAACCAGAUACAGACAGGCCUCAGCACCUACCAGCACAGCCUAUCACACGUUGCCCAGAUCCUGCCAAGUUUCUCUGAGAAAGUGACUGGCCUCCAGCUGGACCUCUCAAACCUCUCCACCAACAUCCACCGGCAGGUGAGAAGCUGGCUUACUACUUGCUCAGCUUGGGCUGAGGGAGGGGGCAGAACAGGUGGGCAGGAGGUGAGAAGAAGCCCUUGCAUGCUUGCACCAAGUUCUGUGGGAGCAGGAAUAUCCGUAGCCAUUUUAGCAGGGUCUGUUGUCUGCACUUCAUAGUUGCUUCCCCUCCUGGAAGAGUGGUGAUGCCCCUAGUGCUGGCUGCAGUUGCACCAACCCAGAUGCAUAUUCUGGCAUGGCUUGUCUUGGCUGCUAUUGUCUCGGUGUCUGUUCCACUGAAUUCCAUGGGCAACACAGAGACAGAAUAUGGAAGACUAACUGCAGAUGAAGACUGUUUCUGAGACAGGCGGCUCAUCCCCUCUGCUUCCCUUGGCCUCCUUCCUUCUUGAUUUCUUUUGGAACAUACUGAUUAGCAUGUCAGGGUAUUAAUAAUACCUCUAGCUGUCAUUGUGUCCUUUCUUCAAGGAACACAUGAUUGUUAAAGGGUGUAAUUGUUUAGGGUAAUUCCUGCUCAUGGAAAUUGAUGAUCCAUAAUCCCCUACUCCUUAAGACACAGCCCCAGGAACUUCAGUUCUUCUCCCCUUCUCAGUGUUCCCAAUUUGCAGGCAUGGGGAGCUUUGUAGCCCUGAAGAUGCAAUUCCCAUUAUCCUGGACCGCUUGCCAUGCUGGCUGAGGCUGAUGGGAAUCCCACCCUGAUCUAGAGUUCUCUAUAUUUAAUGUUGCGAAGACUGGUACUCUGUAUUUCAAGGAAUGUUUGAUCUCUCUAUAGAAAGCUUCUUAGCUUCUCUAAGCUCUGGGGUUGCAAGGUGCAAAGGGGUACCAAGUUAGGCCAUCCAGCUGUCAAGAAAAAAUGAUCCUCUAAGCACUUAGCAAACAGCUGCAUUUCAAUAACUUAUGCGAUUUCUCUUCUUCCCACCCCACUUUCUAUCUCCCUGCUUCAGAUACUUGAGAGUGUGGUGACCGCUGUCACCUUCCCCCAGGGAGAAACCCUGGACUUGCAAAAUCAGAGAGCUAUUGGAAGUUAUCUUGUCGUCCGCAACCUUGAGAAAUUCAUGGAAGCGAUUGCCCGGGCAUUGAGGCAUUGUUAUUCAUAAUGUGAAGGGCUAGAGGAUUCUCCCAUAAGACCCUGGAGUGGAAGGGUCCUGUGCAUCCUAAGGAGGACCUAAUAGGUGAUAACAAACUGAAACAAGAGGAUGUACUUCUUCUGCCUGGACUCCUCCCAACCUACAGAAUUCCAGCCUCCUAACUUUUUAUUAUUUAUUUAUUGUAUUUAUUGUAAAGUUUUAAAAGCCGUUUGUUAUCAUGCAAAAGCAAGAAAAACAAAAGGCACAAGAAUAUUUAAAGAAGCAGCAGAACACCAGACGCAUCGUUUUUAAGAAGUCACUCUGUGCCCAGUUUGGUGUUCUGCUGCUAUCAGCAGGAAGUGACUCUUGCUAACUGAACUAAUCUUAAUCUUUUUUAUAAUCAAAAGUCAAGUACAGUCCCACAUUCUGAUGUCUCUCCAAAUUAAUUGGUCAGCCUUCUCCAUGUUUGGGCAUUUAGCAUUUCUGUUUGUGCCAAACUAAAUUCCUUGGGGGUUUUUUAAACUAGCCUUUUUAAGAGACUGAUGCAGGACAUCUUUAGCAAUCGGGUGUUGUUGUUGUUUUUAUCAUAGUGUUGACAUGAGACUCCUGCAACAACUCCAACUAUUGCUAUCCUCCAGAUGUUGGACUCCAGUUCCCAUCAGCCCCAGCUAGCAUGACCAAUGCUCAGGGAUGAUGGGAACUGAAGUCAAUCCAAGACAUUGGCUACUUCUGGAAUUGGCUCAUCUCAAGCAUUUCGUAGAAUUACAAUUUUGGAUUUGGCUUUUAAUGAAAUGUAUUCUUCCUGCGAUGCCAACUUGACAUUUGUAUGGAAAGAUCUUGUUUGCUUUGCUGGAUUUCUAGUGAAAUAUCCUUAAGAAUCAAUUCCUACAACUGCGUGUUUUUAAUUUAUUGUGCUUAUUUAUUUUAUUUUUUUAUUUAUUGUAUCUUAAAAACAACAAAUGUUCUGCAUCUUAAAAUUUGCCCUCAGAGCUUUAGUCAUUUCUCUGGUAUUAAGAGUAUUUAUUACUUAUUUAAUAUUUAUACCGAUAACUGUCAGAUUAACUGUUUGAUAAGAACCUUUGUUUAUCAAAGGCAAGGGAGUUUCAGCAAGUUUUACGUGUGCAUCUUGCAACACUUACAGCCUUGCUGUGGUGCACAUGUCAAGAUGUAUGCAAUGUUAAAUCACUGUUUAAUAUUUAAACAUUAAGAGUACUGGCUAUUGGUAGUCGGACCAAACUGCAGGGGGGUGAACAACAGGAGUAUCUAGUUCCCACCUCUGGCAGUCUCCUGGGUACAUGCUGGGCUGUGCAUCUUCUUGUACUUGUUAUAGAUAAGUAACACUGAAUAUGAACCAUAAGCACACAUACCUAUUGUUGGAGCAGCACCAGUAGAUGAUAAUUCUGAAACUGCUAUGAACAGUUGCUGUAUAAUCAAUGGAUCCCUGAUUUGGCCAGGGGCUGCCAUCUAAAUUUCCCACAAUCUUCGUGUUGGCGGUAUUGUAAGAAACUAAAAUGGCAGCUAGACUCCGCUGCCUGGUGAAUCAUGUAGUACUGGGCCGUAAAAUAAAGUUAACACAAACAUAUGUGCAUCAGCCCUUGCAGUUGCAUGAAGCAACCCACUUCACCCUGUUGAAUGGUAGGGCUGGUCCUGCCUUCACACCACUGAUGGGGAACCUGUGGCCAGUUACAGGCUGCUGGACUCCAGCUCCCAUCAGCCCCAGCAACUGUAGUCAAUAGUCGGGGAUGAUGGGAGCUGUAGUCCAUUAAACCUCUGGAGAGCCAUAUGUUUCCCCACUCCUGCUUUAGACAGAGAGAUGUAUCUAGAAACCAAAGCAUUAAUUGCUCAUUUGCUAUCUGAUUUAUUCCUGUAAUAUUCUAUGCUAGAGGAUGUUUUGUUUUUACUGAGGUUUUUAAUAAAUGUUAACUUAUGAUUGUAAACUGUUUUUGUUAUUUAAAUGAAUUUGUUUUACACCAACGUAGAUCAUCGAUCUGUGCAGAAUUCCAUUUUGUAUUUUGUUUAAAAUUGCUUUGCAGUUUGCUAGAGAGGUACAAAGCUGCUUGUAGAUUUUGGUCCGCCACCAAUGCUAACUGUUUUUUCCUUCAAAACUGGACCAGAACUCUUGCUAGCUUCACAUUCUUCCAUUACAAGCCUCUGCAACAGAAGGCAGCUGGAAUGAUAUGACUUGUAAAUGUCAUGAGGUGAUAAAGAAAUAUCUGGAAUUUGGCUAAGAGCCUAAGCUCAGCUGAAGCAUUCCAAAGCAUUUAUUUUUGAAGCUGUUUAGAUUUUCUGUCGCAUCACUGUAGUUGUGCUUUCAUUGUAACUGUAAACUGCACUGAACACCCCACACAAUUAGAAAAGGCAGGAUAUAAAUACCUAUUUAUUUGACAAUGAUGCUAAAUGGAAUGGACAUGGUACUUUUAAAUUUUAUUUAUAUUUUUAUUUUAAAAGGUAGAAAUAAUUGGUCACUGGGUCAUUGAUUAGUGCUUAAUAUUUCUAUUUAGAGUCUCUCAAUGCUUCCAUUGUAAUACCAAUCAGGUUUUAAUUCUGUUACUACUACUUCUGAAAAUGAAUUUUAUUUAUUUUAUUUAUUAUGAUAUGAUGUAUGCAAUUUCUGAGUAGAAAUAAAAAUUAACAUUUGUUCAAU